CAGCAUCAUUGCAUUCAAGGCAAGUGAAGGAUCAGCAUUUCUGCAUGAGCACCUUCGGGGGGAAAAUGGACCAUAAAGUAGGCGUUUCUCUUCUGCUUGUGCUGCUUUUAGGCCUCUGUACAGCUCAGCCUGAGGAUGGUUCCAAUGCUGCAGAAAACCCAGCGGGUCAGUCUGACAAGGAGGGCAUUUCCACAGUUAUCCUCAGAAUGAACAAUGCAACUUUGAAUCGGCUGCAUGAAGGAGAUGUGGUCAUUCCAACUACCAGGAAUGGUUAUAAGUGCCUCAACAAACAAUACAGCUGCUUCUGGGCAAAGUCUCCGAAUGGGCUUGUAGAAGUCCCUUUCAUUAUAGAUGAAAAGUAUGGUGAAUCAGAAAAGAAAGUAAUUCUGAAAGCCAUGAAGGCCUUUGAACCAAAAACCUGCAUUCGCUUUGUUCCUCAUAAAAAGGAAAGGGCGUACUUAAGCAUUGUACCAAACUUCGGUUGUUCUUCUUUGGUGGGUCGUAUCGGAGAAAAGCAGCUCGUGUCUCUGCAGAUUCCUGGCUGCGUAGACCAUGGRAUCAUCCAGCAUGAGCUGCUUCACGCUCUGGGUUUCUACCACGAACACAAUCGCAGCGACCGUGACAAAUAUGUCAAAAUCAACUGGGACAACAUAAUGAAACCUUUUUGGAAAGACUUCCAACUGAUGGAUACAGACAAUCUUGGCACUAAAUAUGACUAUUCAUCUGUGAUGCAAUAUGGAAAAACUGCCUUUGGAACAAAUGGAUUACAAUCCAUAGUUCCUAUUCCAGACCCCAACGUUCCCAUCGGCCAGCGGGUGGGCAUGUCUGACACUGACAUUCUCAGGAUCAACAAGCUUUACAAAUGUUCAAAUUCCAAAGGAUAAUCAUUUUUAAAGUCUGUCUCAUACAAAUGUAACAACAUCACAUUGAAGCAAUGCAAUAUCCUGAAUUACAGCAUGUUGUCAUUUAUGGUAUGUGUUUUUGUCUUUAGUGCUUUGGUUACAGAAACAUGAUGAUUCACAGAUUGACUUGUAACAGCAUGUCUUGCCUCUUGAGGAAGCCUUAGAAAUACAUUAAACAAUAUGAGGUAUGA
Austrofundulus limnaeus is the source of this 1093-nucleotide messenger RNA. Its product is annotated as low choriolytic enzyme. Gene Ontology annotation, molecular function: zinc ion binding; metalloendopeptidase activity. The record is from RefSeq and is a predicted model, not a curated record. The transcript has 8 exons. Gene Ontology annotation, biological process: proteolysis. NCBI's taxonomy places the organism in Eukaryota, Metazoa, Chordata, Actinopteri, Cyprinodontiformes, Rivulidae. Bases 45 to 884 code for a protein of 279 amino acids.